Molecule: messenger RNA, 687 nt
Organism: Echinostoma caproni
Lineage: Eukaryota; Metazoa; Platyhelminthes; Trematoda; Plagiorchiida; Echinostomatidae
Source: the annotation of a GenBank genome assembly
GCAUGUACAGGAAUUACGGAUAUCGCGUUUUGCAUAGGCCUUUUGGAGGCGAACGAUUGGGACUUAGCUGCUGCGUACUCUACUGCAGUGAAAGACGGCGUUUCGGAAGCUGAUAUGGACGUGGAGCAGUUACUCCCACAUUCACCACCACCGCCGGAAACACGGGUAGAUACCGUUCCUGUCAAUCCGAAUACGAAUGUGCACACGAGUGAUCCGACGUUCUUCAUCCGUCAUCCUUCUGACCAAUCGUCAGCGCACUUCGUCAGUCCGAACACCAAUCCAUCGGACACCCAAGCUGUGCAAGGAGGAACCAUUUUGGAGAAAGACACGGGCCCGGUUGCUGCAUGUGGUCACGUGCGCAUUUUACAUUUCACGAUACAGUUGGAGUUACCUUCGGAGUGUGGCGUACCAGGUAUUUGUUCUGAGUGCUUCACCUUCCCCGAGACCGAGACUGUGGCUUCGUUAAAGCGUCAUUUCAUCCAACUUCGAUUAGCUGAACUGACUGUGUUGGCCACUUCCGCGGAAUGGUCCGAGCAUUUCAGUGAGGUGAAUCCGAACACACUGUUGGCGCAUUUGCGUUUUGACUCGACCGGAUCGCCACAAACAUUUACAGACGAUUCGGUACGUUCUGUUCUUUGGAACACUUUUUUUACUCCUAUCCGUCCCCGGAUGUUCCGCUAUCCAUGA